AGACCAGCCCCCCACAAAGCCAUCCCGGCACUAGAGCAGAUGACGCUGUCUUGAAAUGCAUAAGAUUGUUGAGGAGACAGACCGGGUAGAAACACUGUAAUCCGUCUGAAAAAAAAAUCCAGCCCUCAUAAAAAUUCGUCAUGGUAGCCAACGAAGAUAACGACUCGCCGCUGUCCAUCGCGGCCAACGUGGCGGGCAUCUUGACCUUCGUCGUGGCCAUCCUGGCGGCCGCCUACGUGCGCGUCACAUAUCUGCGCAAUAGCGACGCCGAGUACUUCCGCGUCAAGGCGUCGCUCUCGUGGUACAAGACCGAGUCGACCUGGCUGACGGACCUGGUGCGCGCCGCGGCGGAUCUCGACGGGCCGGGCCGCGGGAGGCGCUACAGCAUCACCGCCGAGUUCCAGAUGUACACCUUCGUCAUGGAGGACCUCGUCAGGCUCGAGCAGCGCCUGCUCGAGCUCGUCAAGGAGACGGAGGAGAGAGCGACGGCGGACGACGACACCAGCGACGCCGGCGACGAAAAAGGACGGGGAGCGCACGUGAAUCCCAGAGAUGGGUGGACGUUUGUGCCCAAAAGAUGGACCUGGAACUGGACCAAGAUCAGCGUCGCCACGGCUUGGCUCUCGGUCCGCACCAAAGCCCUGGAGCUAGUGAGGCAGAGGGACGCCCUGACCGCCAGAGUGCUUUUCACGCAGAUGAGCAUGGUCGCAUCACGGAUUCGCGAGCUGGAGAGCCGGACCAACUGGCGUGAGGUCAAAGCCACCGAAAGCUUCAAGAAACUUGAGGACAUGAUCACUUCACAGCAAGGCGAAAUCCGGCGGUUAGAGGACUUGGUGUAUCGCAUCAUGCAUAAGCGCCGGGUGGGCGGAGUGGACCAAGUGCCCAUGGCCUCGGAUCCGUCUCCGUCAGCGCCUUUGUCUCCGGUCGAGCCAACUUCGCCCUUGUCCGGUCAUCGAGCGUCGUCUUCUAGCAGCGAAGCGGCAGAUCCAGACGACCCCCUAUCCACCCGCAGGCUGCCUCGGACGUUUCGCGGCUCCCCGACUAGAAGGUCAAGAUCGAGAUGAAUAGGCGGAUCAGCCAAAAAGGCCGGGAUAUUCGUUUAUGGAGCGGAGCUGGUUGAUCGUGUCAUAUAGCUUUACUUGAGACUGUAUCCGCCCUGCCAAAGGAACGUAUAGCAAGCACCGAGACUCAGAACAGACAGCGACAGGUUCAGUUCGAGAAUGGCCCACAC
This is a messenger RNA of Gaeumannomyces tritici R3-111a-1, 1231 nucleotides long. RefSeq lists its product as hypothetical. Bases 141 to 1064 code for a protein of 307 amino acids. The record is from RefSeq and is a predicted model, not a curated record. NCBI's taxonomy places the organism in Eukaryota, Fungi, Ascomycota, Sordariomycetes, Magnaporthales, Magnaporthaceae. The transcript is spliced from 2 exons.